Messenger RNA from Lagenorhynchus albirostris (white-beaked dolphin), 534 nucleotides. RefSeq names its product zinc finger protein 24-like. The transcript is spliced from 5 exons. The record is from RefSeq and is a predicted model, not a curated record. Bases 1 to 534 code for a protein of 177 amino acids. Lineage: Eukaryota; Metazoa; Chordata; Mammalia; Artiodactyla; Delphinidae.
AUGGCAUCAAGGACAGCGCAGGCGCAAGGGAGGUUCCGCGCACGCGCAGUCUGGCCCGACGCCAUCGCGCCGGGCUCCCGGGGCCGCUUCGUCGAAGGAACGCAGGCUGGCGGCCGCGACGUACCGUUCCUGAGGAGCCGCUGUGAAUACCCUGAGUCAUCUGAUGUGGAAAUAUGGGGAGAAGGCGACAUGCGGGCAGGGCUGGGCCUGGAGGUGCCUGAGGUGCACUCCAAGGAGCACAUGAUGGAGCUGCUGGUGAUGGAGCAGUUCUUGGGCGUCCUGCUCAACAAGCUCCAGCCCAGGGUGGUGGCAGAGCAGCCCAAGAGCUGCAAGAAGGCAGCCUGCCUGGUGGAGGACCUCACCAAGGCCCUGGCGGAACCAGGUGGGCCGGCGAGAGCCAGCAAAGACCCAGAACCCAGUAAGACCCAGGCACCCCCGAGACCUGUGAGUGACCAGCCAGCUCUUGGGUACGUGUGGUGGGCCAGGGUCUGUGGUUGGGAAAGGCCAGGAGGGAGACAUUGUGCUAGUUCUUGA